This is a messenger RNA of Hyaloscypha bicolor E, 963 nucleotides long. Its product is annotated as S-adenosyl-L-methionine-dependent methyltransferase. Gene Ontology annotation, molecular function: methyltransferase activity. Lineage: Eukaryota; Fungi; Ascomycota; Leotiomycetes; Helotiales; Hyaloscyphaceae. Bases 1 to 963 code for a protein of 320 amino acids. The record is from RefSeq and is a predicted model, not a curated record. The transcript has 3 exons.
AUGGCUCUGAAUGCGUCAGCGCCUGCGCCCAUCUCGGUAGACGAGUCCCUAAAUGACGCCGACUCGUCAUAUGGCGGCGAAGGCGAUGCUGUGUCGGAGACAACAUCGCUGUACUCCGCGAUCACGAAUCAUGUGUAUGAGAAUGGACGACGAUAUCACAGCUACCGCGCGGGCUCCUACUGGGGUCCGAAUGACGAACCCGCCCAAGACAACCUCGAUCUCUUCCACCACAUCUUUACGCUGACCCUUGAGGGCAAGCUUUUCCUCGCGCCCAUAAGUCCCUUCCCUCAACGCGUGCUCGACAUAGGAACGGGCACGGGAAUCUGGGCCAUUGAUUUCGCAGACCAAUUCCCGUCUGCGUCCGUCAUAGCGACCGAUCUCACGCCCAUCCAACCCCGCGACGUCCCCCCCAAUCUGGAAUUCCAAAUCGACGAUUUCUGCCAGUCGUGGACAUUCUCGAAAUCGAGUUUUGACUUCAUACACGCAAGGAGUAUAUAUGGAUGUGUGGCCGAUUAUGAUGUGCUGUAUGGGGAGAUUAUGGAGCAUUUGAAGCCUGGAGGAUGGUUUGAGCAUGUCGAAAUCUCGGUGGUACCUAAGAGCGAGGAUGGGAGUUUGGCAGGCACAAAUUUGGAGAAGUGGGGGCCGUUGGCGAUUGAGUGCGGGGAGAAGUUUGGGAAGAGCUUUACUGUGGCAGAGGAUAGUAAGGCGUUUAUGGAGAAGGCAGGGUUUGUUAAUGUGGAGCACAAGACGUUUAAGUGGCCUAUCGGUCCGUGGCCCAGGGAUCGCAAGAUGAAGGAGAUUGGGGCGUAUAAUCGGGUGGGAUGGGACGAGGGGAUUAAUGGGUGGGCCAUGUUCUUAUUUACCAAGUAUCUCGGGUGGCAGCCGGAAGAGAUCCAAGUGCUGUGUGCCCAGAUAAGGAGGGACCUACGGAAUAAGGAGAUUCAUGCCUAUCAAGAUAUGUAA